GCCGUAGCCGCCGCAGCUCCUCCUCCGUGUCAGUUGUUGGUCUGUAAUGGCGACCGAGCUGCCGCCGCCGCCUCCGCCGCCCCUGCCGCCGCCGAAGUGACUCUCCCGGCGGGAGGAGUGGAGCCGGGCCAGAGCCGGGGGGAGUCCGGGCGAGCCGAAGCGCCGGAGGCUGCGCUGUCGCGGGAGGGGAAGCCAGCUUCUCCCUCCUCAGCGUCGCUCCCUCCCCGCCGGCCGGCGGGUCGAGCAGGGAGCCGGUGCCAGGCCGGGCCGGCUUGGCCGCGCGUCCCGGCCCAGCGGACAGGCCGGGCGGGGGCGUCUUCGCUACUCCUCCCGCCCGGCCCCACGGGAUGAGCCGGCGCAGCCGGGGCCGGAGGCGACACUCAGGUAAAUUGGCAAAAUGUGGAGUGGCAAGUCAAAAGAGGUGCCUUUACCAAACCCAAGAAAUCUUCAUAAUAAGGAUGCUGUUCGAGCAGAUGUAAUGACAUCAUGGGAUGCACUUUCUCAGACUAAGGCUGCUCUAAGGCACAUUGAGAAUAAAUUAGAAGUAACCCCCACCAGCACAGCUGUGUUUGAUUCUAUCAUGGAUACCAAGAAAUCUUCUGCUAAUGCUACCAGGAAAAUAAGUAGGAAAGAUGGUAGAUAUCUAGGAUGUUUGGGUAUAGCUCCAUCCAACAAGACAUCCAAGUCACGAAAAGAAAAAUCCUCUAGAAGUCCUCUUCGAGCCACCACUAGAGAGCAAUGUGAAAAAAAUAACCAUGUGGAAUUCCGUGAACCCUUAGCUUCAUUUAGGGGGGAGACCUUUGUUGCUCCAUCCAGUCUAAGUUCUAGCCAGCUGGAUGUCAAACACUUGUAUGGUUGGACACCACUAAAACAGAAGAGACAACUUGGAGGAAGUCGGAUGAUAUAUAAUCGGGAUGACCGGGAUAUACAUUGCCGAUUUGACAGCUCUCAGUCAGAUGCUGUAAAUGAAACUGUUGUUAGGUAUUUAAAUGAUCGACCAGCAAUUGAUGCCUUGCAGAAUUCAGAAGCUUUGUUCAGAGCAAUAGCUCCUAUAAGAACUGAGGAAGAAAAAACUAGUGGGUCAAAAGUAAAUGAGAAGACUUCAAUGAUUAACAUAAACCGUGAUGUUGAUAUGAAAGUGUUAAGACCAAGUGAAUCUUCUCCAUCAUCUACUAGUACUACUAGUGCCAGAUUAGAUAUCUUAAAGCGGCGACAGCAUGAUUCCAAAUUAGAAAAACUCAAGGAGCGGAUUAGGAAACAAUGGGAGAACUCAGAAGAUGUGAGUGGCAGAGGUCAGCAUCUGGGACAUGUUGAACAGCCGAUAAUGAUAACCAGUAUUGACAGUGGAGUGACAGCAAAAGUUCGAAAGGUUGCAACAGCACCACCUGCUCCAGCAUAUAAAGGCUUCAACCCUGCAGAGACUAAAAUUCGAACUCCUGAUGGAAAAGUUUGGCCUGAAGCAGUGUUUCAUAAUAUGAGUAGAGAUUUAUAUCAAGAUAUUGGAUUACACUUUGGUGAAGAUGUCUCAGUAAAAGAGAAGCCUGCUGAAAAAAGUAAGGAGAAGAAAACAGUUAGACCAAUUAGAAAAGUACAAAAGGUAACACAAUCAUCGAGUCCAGAUUGCAAGUCAGGUGGUGGCCGUAUGAUAAGUACAUCCUCUUGGAGAGAUGGACAAAAGUUAGUAAAGAAGAUUUUGGGCCCAGCACCCAGAAUAGAACAAAGAGAACGAAGGACAGAGUCAAUUGAUAGAAAUGGAAAAGAGAAGACUACUAAAUCUGUUGGCCAAAUUGGAAGAGCAGAAUCUGAUCCUAGAUUGGAUAUUUCACAUAAACGUCGUCAUGCACGAAACACAGAACGUUCACGAAGUAGGGUUCGGCUUGAGAAUAACUUCAAGAAAUUGCCUGCUUCUCUCCCAGAUAGUAAACCAGAGGAAGACACCUUAAAUAAGGACUUUUUGCCAGUUGAAAUUCGUGGAAUUCUUGAUGAUCUUCAGCUGGAUUCUGCACCACAGGCUUCAAAGCAAGAAACUGGGGAUCGGCAGAAUCAAAAGCCUGUGGUGCCAGCCCAAACUUCUAGGAGUCAUAGCCCUGUUAAAAGAAAGCCAGAUAAGUUAACAGCUAAUGAAGAUCCUCCUGUUAUUUCUAAAAAAAGGCACUAUGAUACAGAUGAAGUACGCCAGUACAUUGUUAGACAACAAGAGGAAAGGAAGAGGAGGCAGAAUGAAGAGAAGAUGGCUCAAAAAGAGGCAACUGAACAAAAGAACAAACGACUGCAGGAGCUUUACCGGAAACAGAAGGAAGCAUUUAGUAAAGUGAAAAAUGUACCAUCUUCUGAGCCUUCAGCAGCCAGAAGGCUUCAGGAAACUUACUCGAAAUUGCUGCUAGAACAAGCCUUAUUAGAAGAGCCAUCUCCUCAGCUACAUGUUACACAAGAACCACAGGUAAGACCGGGUUACCAGCCAUCUGGAGAAUCUGACAAAGAAAACAAAGUACAAGAACGCCCCCCCAGUGCAUCUUCCAGUAGUGAUAUGUCUCUCUCAGAACCUUUGCAACCUCUUGUAAGGAGUGAUUUGGUAGAACCAGCAUGGAUGCAGCCAGACAGGUUGAGCCCUAGGACUUAUGCUCCCCAACAGCCACUUAUUGAAGCAACUGGAUGUUUACUCUCCCAGCUUUUGGAUCUAGAGCAUGUGGGCACUUUGCAGAAGGACUUUGAAUCUAUAUUGUCAACCAGGAGAAACCAAGGUGUAGGCACAGGGCCAUGGACUUUGACACCACAACUGUACAUGACCUCAACAACUACACAGCAAGAUGCCGUGAUAAAACCUAGUCCAAACCAGUACAGAAGUAAAUUAGACCGAAUUGAAGCCCUAAAGGCAACAGCAGCUUCUUUGUCCAGCAGAAUUGAAAAUGAAGCCAAGAAAUUAGCUGGCGCCAACAUUAAUUAUGGAACAACAUGGAACACUGACUAUGAUGUGCAGCAAGGUCCCCAGGAUGAUGGACAUUGGGCUAAGCCUGUGAGUCCACCUGUGAGAGAGGAUAAUGAAGAUGUUUUUUCUGCCAGAAUUCAAAAGAUGCUCGGGACCUGUGUAUCUCAUACAGGCUUUGAUGAUAAUCUUCCUGGCGUGGGAAAUCUUAGUGAGUUUAAAAAACUUCCUGAGAUGAUUAGGCCUCAUAGUUCAAACUUUGGAUUACGAUCACCUCAUAAAUCAGAAGGACUACUAGCACAGUUAAAUAAGAGGCAAACUGAUUCUCCUGCCUCUGACACCCAGGUUCGUGAGCAAGACAAAGUCAAAAUAUCUCAUGAUUCAAGCACAGAUUCAGUUAGUGAAGGACCUCUUCUUAGUGAGGGGAGCCUUUCUGAGGAAGAGGAAGGCAAGGGUGGGCACUCUCCUCUGAAGAUGGUGACAGAAAUCUUCAAGGAAAAGGAAUUUUGUGCUGGGGAAAGAAAUGCCUAUGAACCUAUCAAAGAGUUUCAAAAAGAUGCUGAGAAAUUCUCACCACUUUUUGGACAAACAGGUGGCACACAGAGCAAAGGAUCAUGGGAGGAAUUGGCAAAAGGAAGUCCACAUAGUGUCAUUAACAUUUUUGCAAAGUCUUAUCAACUCUAUGGAAAAGGUUUUGAAGAUAUGUUGGAUAAAGGAUCACCAGUGUUGCGGCCUUUGCUUCUAUUACAAACCCAUGCAGGCAGUAUUUCAUAUGAAGAUGAUUUUGUAUCCUCUCCAGCAAAUGGAACAUUGACAGAAAAAAAAUCUGCUUAUGAACCUAUUAUCAGUAGUAGCAGUUCAAGCAUUCAGGAAGAGUCUUCUAGCAGGAAAUCCCAACAUUCAGCAGGGACUCAGUCUGUCACAUCAUCUCGUUCAUCUACUUCCUCGAAAGGAAAAAAAGGAAGAAAGGAAAAGAAAGAAUGGUUAGCAUCAUUUACUGGUGGUGCUCAAAACAUUCUGCGUGAAGAAGAAAGAAUGCAUUCUAGUUCAGAUCGUGGGUCUCAAAAGGGAAAGAAGCCGGUGACUGGUAGCAAAAUUCCCAUAAAUGAUUAUGAGCAGUAUUCUGAUACUGAUAGCACUUUGGAAAAUCUUUCUGGGCAAUCUAUGAGUCUCUCAUCAGAUAAGGGAAGAUCGCAGAGAACUCCAACUUCUCCUUUGUCUCCAAACUCUCCAAAACUUCCGCAAUUUGACCUGCCGGCAAACUCAGUGGAGAGGACUAGAUCCCCAGUAGUCUUGCCUCCAACACCACCAGCAUUCAAACCCAACGCUGCCUUCUCCGACAUGAAUCUAGCAGGCAGUAAGGCCACGGCAGGAAUGGCUUCAACACCAGGUGCCAUACGCUUUUCUCCUGCUGGCCUUCAGCAUCGUAUGACAGCAGAGCUUAGCUACUUAAGUGCCAUUGAGGAGUCUGUGCGCCAGCUGACAGAUGUAGAAAGAGUUCGAGGCAUAUCGCUGGCCCAGCAGGAAACUGUGUCUUUGGCUCAGAUCCUAAAGGCACAGCAGCAGCGUCAUGAACGAGACCUGGCACUUUUGAAGUUGAAGGCUGAACAUGAGGCCCUGGAAAGUCAGAGACAGCUGGAGGAGGCCCGAAACAAAGCAGCUCAGGCCCAUGCAGAAUCUCUACAGCAGCUGGUCCAGUCACGACAGGAAGCCACUGAAGCACUACAGGAGACGACGUGUAAGAUAGCUGCUCAGCAGGCAGAGGCUGCUCGGCUCACCACUGAUGCCGCACGGCAGAUCCGUGAGAUGACAGAAUUAGCACGAAACCAGAUAUCUGAUGCUGUCACAGCUUCAACAGCACCAAUAACUGUUCUUCUUGAUCACCAGAGGCAACAGCAUUCAGAGUUCAUGAAACAGUUGAGAGCCAGAACUGAUACAGAUAGGAAAAGUGAAUCUGUUGUACUUUCUCAGAGUAAAGAAGAGACAUCUGACUCAAAGAAUCUGAAGUAUUCUCCAUCUUUUGAUAGUUAUUCAGAGCUCUCAAAAUCUAAGACUCAUAAUCAGAGAAGUAGUAACAGCCACCAAGAAAGCCCUUCAGUCCUAUUGUCUAAGGAAAAUGAGAAGACACCUGACUCUGAAAAGAUAGAGAGUCCUGUUGAAGAACAAGUUCAUACUGCUGUGGAUGAUUCCCUGCAAAGUGAUAGCAUUCCAUCAUUGCCUGAUGAGAAAGACUCAACUUCUAUUGCAACUGAGUAUUCCCUCAAAUUUGAUGAGUCCAUGACAGAAGAUGAAAUAGAAGAAAAGUCUUUUAGGUCUUUACUACCUUCAGAGAGUCAUCGCCGAUUUAACAUGGAAAAGAAAAGGGGUCAUCGUGAUGAUUCUGAUGAGGAUGCUUCCCCAGAAAAGACUGCUCUGUCUUCUGUCAAGGAACUGAGUAUGCCAUUCUCUGGAGGGCAAGAUAGUUUCUCUAAAUUCACCAUGGAAAUGGUACGUCAAUAUAUGAAAGAAGAGGAAAUGAGGGCAGCUCACCAGUCUUCAUUAUUACGACUCCGUGAGAAAGCCCUGAAGGAGAAAGCUAAAGCAGAGCUAGCCUGGCUGGAACACCAGAAAAAACAUCUACGAGACAAAGGAGAAGAUGAUAAAAUGCCCCCUCUCCGGAAGAGACAGCGUGGUUUGCUGUUGAAAUUGCAACAGGAGAAGGCAGAAAUUAAACGUCUACAGGAAGCCAACAAGGCAGCUCGGAAGGAAAGACAACUGAUUCUUAAACAGCAAGAAGAAAUAGAAAGAAUCCGUCAAACCACAAUUAAGCUUCAGGAAAAGUUGAAGUCUGCAGGAGAAAAUAAAUUGGAGCCUCAUAGCGAGGAUGAGACAAAGCAAAGUAAGGCAUCUAGUCCAGCUCCAACUGACUUAGAGACUCGAAGUCCUUCCCCCGUCUCCAUUUCUAGCAGUGAGACUAGCAGCAUCAUGCAGAAACUCAAGAAAAUGCGCAGCCGAAUGGAUGAAAAGUUUCUUACUAAACGAGAGCAGAAAUUGAUGCAGAGGCGACAACAUGCAGAGGAGCUACUGGAGUGGAAACGACGUUUAGAUGCAGAAGAAGCAGAGAUUCGUCGAAUGGAAAAACAGGCUUUGGCAGCAUGGGAUAAAGAGCUUAUGAAAUCUAAAACACCCAAGAAAGACCUUGGAGAUGAGAGAAGAGAGCAAAAAGAAACAGCCAGUGAAGAGGAAUCUCCAGCACCUUCUUGCUCUAAUCUAAACAGUGAAAGUUCUAUCCCAGAAGAAUUAGGCAGCCCACCUGCUGAACCUGUAGCAUCUGAAACUAUAGCUCAGGAGCAGCCUGGGAGCCUAAAUCAUAGCAUCCUGACUGAAGAGAUGGUUUAUUCCCAGGACCUAGAUUUGUCUACUGCCUCAACUACCAAACAUUCACCUUCCAAAAGCUGUGCAUCUUUGUCAAAGCAUGAUUCUAGUAAAGGAAGUCACAGAACUGGAGGACAGUCUCGCCUAUCUGGGAAAUCCUAUCAACUUUCUCAUAGUUGGUCAGAUGACUCAUUAUCUAUGACACAAUCAGAACCUACUUCUGACCAGAGUGACAUUGAAGGUAGAAUCAGAGCUCUAAAAGAUGAGCUACGGAAGAGAAAAUCAGUUGUUGAUCAACUGAAAAAGGAACAGAAAAAAAGGCAGAAAGAGAGAUUGAAAGCCCAGGAGGCCAGUCUGAUCAAACAAUUAGAGUCUUACGAUGAAUUUAUCAAGAAAACAGAAGCAGAGUUAAGUCGGGACCUGGAGACAUCACCAACAGCUAAACCUCAAAUUAAAACUCCCUCCUCAGCUACUGAGAGGCCCAAGAUCAAGCCUCCACCACUUCACAGGCCUGAAGCAGCAAAGAACUGGAAAUCACUGACCGAGUCAGAACGGUCCAGAGGAUCCCUGGAGUCUAUUGCUGAACACCUCGAUGCUUCACCCUCAAGUUCUGAGAAGUCUUUGUCUACACCUGCCAAGAGACCUGCUGACUUGGACAUUCGUGUAGAACAGCCUCCAAACCCAUCUCCAAACCUUAAAAUAUCAAGGAGAGCCAGAGCAGAAUCUGGGGAUUAUCUGGAAAAUGUGCCUUUAUUAUCUCCUUUCAAAGAUCUUAACACUGACAGAAUUUCCAGUGUAUUGGACAUUAGGUUGGAAGAAGACUAUAGUCAUAAAUCUGAGAUUCAAGAAGAGGUAGUGGAAUAUGCAAAGUCCGAAGAGAGUGAGAUUGAAGACACUUAUUCUAAACUCUCUGGAAAAUCUUAUGUCUUAAUGAAACUAGACCUGGAGCAGGGGGAUUCACCUGAGAUUCUCUCAAAGACAGGUCUUCCUUUAGACUCUAAAAAUGCCCCAAAAGAUUCACAUAGCCCAGUAGCCAUAGAAAAACUUAAGAAAAAAGAGGAAACGAUGAAACAGGUACAAAAGGACAGAGACGAUGUGGAGAAGGAUCCGAGUGUAAAAUCAGAUCAAGCUUCCCACAGACAAAAGAUUACAGAGGAACAGGACUUAACUUUUUCAGAGCCACUUUCUGCUCUUAGAGAGAUGUCCUACUCAGAUGACUUUGAAAUAUCUUCUCCCAAGAAAGAAACUUCAGUUGAAGGAACACCUGCUGAACUGUACAAAGAUGACUUUGAAUUGUCAUCUGUGUUAUCUCUCAAAAGAGACUCUCAAUCACAGAGGGAAAAAUUGUCACUGACAAAGAACUCAAGAAGUAAAACCACCAGCUUGGGUAGCGAUGAUGAAAUCAGCGAAUGCCUUAGUGAGAAAAGUUUGUCCAUUUCUACAAGUGUCCAUUCUGGGAGGCUGUUAGAACUCAGAUCCCCAACAGAGCUUAUGAAAAGUAAGGAGCGGAGCGAUGUCGAGAUUGAACCCGGUGUUACAGAGGCACCAUCGUUGGCCUCUGCUUCUGCUGCUGAAGCUGAUGAACUACCUGAUUUCCACCUUGGUGACCGAGUCCUUAUCAGCAAUGUUCAGCCUGGCACUCUUCGAUUCAAAGGCUUGACAGAGUUUGCUAAAGGAUUUUGGGCUGGAGUAGAGCUGGACAAGUCUGAAGGAAAUAACAAUGGAACUUAUGAUGGAAUUACAUACUUUGAGUGUAAAGAGAAGCAUGGGAUUUUUGCUCCCCCCCAGAAAAUCUCUCACAUUCCAGAAAAUUUUGGUAACUUUGUAGAUGAAGAUGCUUUCUCUAAUGAACAAUAUAAUCAGCAUCAAAAACAAGAACAGAAAGACACAGAAAGUCCUGAGUCUAAGAGGGGAAAAGAUUCAAUUGAAUAUUUCCAAGAGAAAUCUCCAAUUAGUAUACACAUGGUGGAAACCUCAGUGGAGAGAAGCAGUAAGAUUGAAUCCGUAUCUAAAGUAGACCACACACAGGAGAUUUCUGUGGCUACUGAAUCAAUUGCUCAGGAGCAAUCUUUAUUAGAUUCUUUAGUUUGUUCCAUAAAAGAUGAGAAUGAUAUUUCCCUUUUUGUUUCUAGUGCCAUAGAAAAAGUUAUUCCUUUUGUAUUGGAAGAUACUUUAGAUACUGUUCUUUCUGAAGAGUUGAAAAGGCAACAAGAGUAUUGGACAAAAGAAUUGCCUGAAAAGAAAGAGAGCUUAUCUUCACAAGUUUUGGGAAAGCCUUCAACCCCACUCUUGGACCUUUUAACUAAAGAAAAACAACAACUGGAAGCUCAGUUGAGGUCAUCACUUAGUGUGGAAGAAAAAUCAAAAAAAUUGGAGACUGUCAGCUUACUGACAGAUAGCCUGCUAAAAACCGUUGUGAAGGAUACAGUUGAUCAAUUGCAACAAAUUAAGAAAGUUAAGAAUGAGAAAAUUCAACUUAGCAACCAGGAACUCCAUGAUGAUGACCAAGAGAAAGUGUUUUCCAGAGUCCCAUCUAAUUAUCAUGCAGAACAAUCAUCUGGUAGUCUGCCAGGUCUGUUGUUAAAGGCUGAAGUAGAUGACGAAAGAGAAGUUUCCUCUCCAGAUAUGUGCCCCAGACCUGAGAGCCCUGUGUUUGGUGCCAGUGGGCAGGAAGAACUUGCUAAGAGGCUUGCAGAGCUUGAAAUCAGCCGAGAGUUCCUGGGUGCAUUAGGAGAUGACCAGGACUGGUUUGAUGAAGACUUUGGCUUGAGUUCCUCCCACCAGGUCCAACAAAAUAAGGUAGAAGAACCAAUUGUGCCACCAAUGGCAGAAUCAAAAAAAAUACUACCUCCAAAGCCAUGUGAGACAUUAUUGGCUGUUCCACACACUGCAGAAGAGGUAGAAGCACUCGUCCAUGCUGCAGCUGAGGAACUUUGGAAAUGGAAAGAGAUGGGCCAUGAUCUUCAAAGCAUCAGCUUUCCAACCAAACUACUAGGCAGUGCUUGUAGGGGUCAAGAUAUGGAAAGCACCAGUAAAAGGGUCUACAAGCAGGCGGUCUUUGAUUUGACAAAAGAGAUUUUUGGAGAAAUAUUUGCUGAAGAUCCAAAUCUCAAUCAGCCCAUCUGGAUGAAACCAUGUAGAAUGAACUCCAGUUAUUUCCGAAGAGUAAAAAAUCCAAGUGACCUUGAUGAAAUCAAGAACUUUAUAGCUACUGAAGUACUCAAGCUGUUCAGCCUUAAAAAGGAACCAAACCACAAAACAGAUUGGCAGAAAAUGAUGAAAUUUGGACGGAAGAAGAGAGACCGAGUUGAUCACAUCUUGGUACAAGAGCUUCAUGAGGAGGAGGCUCAGUGGGUGAACUAUGAUGAAGAUGAACUCUGCGUAAAGAUGCAGCUCGCUGAUGGGAUCUUUGAGACCUUAAUCAGGGAUACUAUUGAUGUUCUGAAUCAGAUCAAUGAAAAACAGGGGAGAAUGCUGCUUGUGUGACACCUUCCAAAUAAACCGAAAACAUUGUGACAAUUUGAGUUGUGGGCCUUUCUGCCUCCUGAUAUACACUAAGCUCCAUCGUAGCAAGAAUGCUGCUGGCCCUUGUAUCUGGUUUUAAAGACAGUUCCCAUGGAAUCCCAGGAGCAAUCUGGUACAGCCUUUGCCUUUAGAUACUGUUUACUAAGCAUAUCGGUUAUUUUCAGUGAGCAAGGUUGCACGUAUGAUGCUGACACACAGGCAUGUUUCUAAUCACCACUUUUCAGCAUCCUAAAUGGUCUUAGGUGAGGGCUGAAAACACCAGAAUUACCUCUUAGUGUAGCUGAGGGUACCAGUUUACUCAAGUCCUAAGUCAAGAACUAGUUAUAAAUAGAAGUAUCAUAUCAUUUUUGGACUCUUACUGGCCUACACCAUCUGGCUGUAAUAAAUGGACAGUACAGUACUUAAACAGUGUUACGCUCUUCACUACUUUUUAAUGGACAGCUCUAACAAUGUACAUCAGUUUUACACUCUGGAGUUCAUUUGUUUUCUAUUACUGAAGUUUAGGAGCACAAAUGGAUUGUCAGGGUAACAGAAGAAAAUGGCUCACCUUGCUUUCUGUUCUCCGUAGAGACAAUUUGAGACCUUUUCCCGUUUUCUGUUUUGGGGCAUGAGAGCAAAGAAAUGCCCUUUUAGAAGAUUGGGUACAAAAGAUUGACCCAGGGUCAGCUCUUCCCAUCCUUGUCCCCACCCCCUACUUUUCCCUCUCAUUCUGAACCACCAUCAGCUGCUCCUAGCAUCACGGAUACUCAGGACUGUCUCAGGCAUCCAGGCAGGCAGAAGUGAACAUUGCUCAUUUGGGUCUUCCCUCCCCUGAUUCCCAUGUUCACCCAAGAAAUCAGAGAAACUUUUACUUGAAUCAUUUAGGAAACGAGUAUAUGCACCAAAGACCAAAAAAAGUUAUGCCCAUUGCUUGUGUGCUUGUAUUACGCUUGUAGAACUUCACUUAAUUUAUUUUAUGAUAAAUUAUUAAGUUUGAAAUGUGUGUCUUCUGCAAAGUUGGUUAUGCUGCCCACCUUCAACACUGAAACCACAGAACCUGUGAAAGGUGCUUUGUGUGUUAGUUUAAAUUUCUAUCCUGAAAGCUUACAUGAUAAAACUAGAGGUUUGAAUAAAACCAUACACAAAUGUUGGAAAAGUCAUUUGGAUUCGAUGGAGAGGCUAUUAAUAGGAUGAAUGAACUUUACCAAGACAAAUUGCAAUGUGCAGGAGUUGAGAAAUGAUUUAAGACACCAUAAGGUCAAAUUCUGCCUCUCUUUACAUUGCUCAUUACAAUUGUUACCUUGUGUAGAGGAAUUAUAUAGCACCCAGCUGCUCUGUUAGAGUGUGCAUGGUGCUCUUUUCUGACCUCAUUACCCUGUCUUUUGACUCACUUAUAGUAAUCAGUACUGUCCCUAUUCAUGUUAGGAUGUAGAUAACCCUAGGCUUGAAUGUAGAUGCCUUAAAUUCAAGGGUUCUGAACUAGAAACAUGAUGAGACCUCAACUGAUUCAAUAUUCCCAAACAUCUUGGAGUUGAUGGACUCCAAACCUUGUUAGGAAAUCCCCAAAGAUGCUAUAUCUUUAAACGUGCAUAUACAUUCAUUUCUCUACCUUUCCUCCAAACCUGUCCCGAUUCCUUACUUUUUCACUAUGCACACCUCCAUUUUGGCUUUCUCCGGUUCCAUAUUUCCCUUAUUAAUAAGUGAGUGAAAUAAUCAUUGGAAUCUUUGCAUUUUGCACAAUGACUGGUAGGUGAUAUUUCUUGAACAUCAGGAACAGAACCUUAAAUGUAUUUUGGUCCAUUGAAGUUCUCAGAUGCAUUUACCAGCAUCUUAUCUGAGCUCUUCAAGACAAACUGUAGCCUUCUUGCCAUGAGGGGCAAAUUAACAAGAAGAAAACAAGGGGAUGGGGUGGUCAGAGUUAUUAACAUAGUCACUUUUUUUAAAACCAUAGGAAUGUGAGGAUUAGAUGGUUGGUUUUCUGUAGGCUUUAGUUAAUGUUUUAUGCAAGAGGAAAGAAGGCAGACAUGCAUCAUAUACAUAUUUGUUAUAAUACUGAAACUUCAGGACUGGCAUACAUUUUUGAUGCACUAUUGUGGAAAUACUAAAAUAGGAAAACCGUUUAUCCCAGAUUCUCAUCUGGCCCUAAAACUAUUUCUUAAGAAUAAAGUCCACUACAUUCAUUCCUAAUUUUUAUAAAUAAAACAGUACUGUUG
Dromiciops gliroides (monito del monte) is the source of this 11994-nucleotide messenger RNA. RefSeq names its product centrosomal protein 350 (gene CEP350). Gene Ontology annotation, biological process: microtubule anchoring. Gene Ontology annotation, cellular component: centrosome. Gene Ontology annotation, molecular function: microtubule binding. The record is from RefSeq and is a predicted model, not a curated record. Lineage: Eukaryota; Metazoa; Chordata; Mammalia; Microbiotheria; Microbiotheriidae.